GAGACCAGGGCCUGGAUGGGUCUGGGAGAGAGCGGACUGGGGCAGCCCCCUGCCCCCCCAGCUGCAUCUGCCUCCCCACAUCGGUCCCCGUUGUUGGUCCCUGACUCUGCUCCCACCCCAGCCAUCGGGGCCCACGCUGCCGCCACCGUGGCCCUCCUCUUCUUCCUCUUCGACCAGUGGGACAGCAGCCUCUACUGGUGGAUCUUUGCCUUCUGCAGCGCCCUGCCCGCUGCCUUCGAGAUCCUGCUCUUUGUGUCCGUCUUCGGGUUCAAGAGGAAGCCCCUGUGAGCUGGAGCCGGGGCCCCUGGGAGGUCUGUACCGCUGGCCCCAUGGGCUCUGAGCCGGGGGGUGGAUACACCGGACAGGGAGCUCGCCAGCACCCGCCGCUGCUCCUCAGCCCUACAGACCCAGCGCUGGACGGGGGCAGCUGGUGAUGGGGUGGCUGCGUGGGGCAGUCAGGCCCUGGUGCUCUGCCUCUAGGGGGCAGGGCAGAGUUAGCCCCAUAGGGGCCUGCAGUGGCCUUCCAUCGGGACACCCCAGUGG
Molecule: messenger RNA, 543 nt
Organism: Chelonoidis abingdonii (Abingdon island giant tortoise)
Lineage: Eukaryota; Metazoa; Chordata; Testudines; Testudinidae
Source: RefSeq, a predicted model, not a curated record